AGCGUCGGCGGCAACGGGAAGUGGAUUAACGAAGAGAAGGUGAAUUCCAGUGGCGUCAUUUGUAGAAGAUGUUCAGUCCUAUCUCAAUCAAUUUGGUCUCGACGUCAACUUUGCUCUUGCCUUUCUCAAAGAAAGCAAACGUACCGUCAUCUUCAACUCAACCACAAUUCUAGCCAGUCUUCGUCACAUCGGAUCUUUAGGACUUCAGCAGUAUAGGGUGGUUGAAAUGAAACUUCUGGCUCAGCAAAGGGAUCUUCAGGCAAAGAUUCCUGAUAUAGAUAAAUGCUUGGACAUAGUUGCUACCUUGCAAGCUAAGAAGGGCAGUGGUGAGGUGAAGUGCACAAGGACCAUUAAAUUCUACACAGUUCCAUGCUCCACUAAAGUCAAACCAUGGAAGAAUGUUCUCUACUGUGUUCUUAAAAGUGAAAAGUGCAAUAAAGCGACAAGGUUGACGGAGCUUGAGCAAAAAGAAAGAAUUAAAAGUUCAUGCUUCUUUGAGUGGGUUCAAACUUUGCUGUACACAGAAGCCUGGUAUUUGAGUGGGGAGUAUAGCGAGGCCCAUUAUCCACUGAAUUCGAACCAUGCGCCCAUAAGCCCUUGAGAAUUUUUCGGUUUUUCAAAAAGAAAAAAAAAACAAGCUGCUUUAAAAUGAAGCAUCUAACUUGUUGAAAAUACAAAAUAAUACUCCCUCUGUCCCUGUUUGUGUGGUACCGUUUGACUUGACACAAAGUUAAAGAAAAAAACGAGGACUUCUUAAACUUGUGGUCUAAAACAAAUCUUGGAGAUUUUUAUGGUUAUAAAUCAUUUUAUUAAUGGUAAAACCAAAUCUUGGAUAUUUGUUUUCAAUUAUGGAAAGAUGACAUUCUUUUAGGGGAAAGACUAAAAAGGAAAAGGUGCCACAUAAAUUGGGACAAAGGGAGUAUCAAUAACAAAUUGCUCUUGUUGGGAUGACUUUACAAGUUAUUGUUUUGAAGCUUCAUUGCUUCACACAUGAAGUGAUAGCCUGUCAGUACACAUCACUUAAUCGCUUUAAGAGCUGAACUGGUGGCUUUUAAUUACAUUGUUCACCUUUGCCUUUUGGGAACUGCCUCACUACUAUAUCAACUCAUCUAUACUUAUUCA
Molecule: messenger RNA, 1122 nt
Organism: Solanum lycopersicum (tomato)
Lineage: Eukaryota; Viridiplantae; Streptophyta; Magnoliopsida; Solanales; Solanaceae
Source: RefSeq, a predicted model, not a curated record